Molecule: messenger RNA, 3236 nt
Organism: Elephantulus edwardii (Cape elephant shrew)
Lineage: Eukaryota; Metazoa; Chordata; Mammalia; Macroscelidea; Macroscelididae
Gene: ADAMTS1
Product: ADAM metallopeptidase with thrombospondin type 1 motif, 1
Exons: 9
Coding region: 127-2973 (948 amino acids)
Biological process (GO): proteolysis; extracellular matrix organization
Cellular component (GO): extracellular matrix
Molecular function (GO): zinc ion binding; metalloendopeptidase activity
Source: RefSeq, a predicted model, not a curated record
GGUUUUGCACUCCUUGCCUGAACAAUAGCCCCCUCGUUCAGUGCGCCGCUGCACGCGGUGUCUCCCGGGGCUCAAAUACAGACAGCUCUCCACGCGGGGUUCCGGAGGCGUGCGCCAGGCGGCGACAUGGGAAACGCAGAGCCAGAAUCGAGGCACCGGAGCUGGUCGCCUGUGGCCGCGUUGCUGUUGCUUGCAGUGGCGCUGCUGGCCCUGCCGUGCGUGCGCGGGCGCCCCACCGAGGAAGACGAAGUAUUGGUGCUGCCGCUAGUGGAGCGCAUCCCAGGACAGGAGACCAUGCGCCUGAGCCUAGAUGCCUUUGGUCGGCGGCUCCGCCUAGAGCUGCAACCAGACCACGGCUUCCUGGCGCCCGGUUUCACACUUCAGACCGUAGGGCGCCGACCAAGGUCCGAGGCGCUGCAUUCGGAGCCCGUCGGCGACUUGGCACAUUGCUUCUACUCUGGCACGGUGAACGACGACCCCGGCUCGGCCGCUGCUCUCAGCCUCUGUGAAGGCGUGCGUGGUGCCUUCUACUUGCAGGGUGAGGAAUUCUUCAUCCAGCCGGCUCCUGCUCCAGCCACCGUGCGCCUAGCCUCCGCGGGCGCCGAGGAAGAGCCUCUGCAGCAACCACAGUUCCACCUCUUGCAGCGGAGGCGGCGAGACGGCGGCGGCGGAGCCAAGUGCGGGGUCCUGGACGAGGAAACCUUACCCCCGAGGGGUGCAGGACCCAAGGGUGAAGAUGAGGGGGCUCAGUGGCCGCAGCAAGGCCGCAGCGCGCCGCAGCGCGCCGACCUGCCAACAGGAACUGGAAACAUAAGAAAGAAACGUUUUGUGUCCAGCCCCCGCUAUGUGGAAACCAUGCUGGUGGCUGACCAGUCAAUGGCAGAGUUCCACGGCAGUGGCCUGAAGCACUACCUCCUCACCUUGUUCUCUGUGGCGUCCAGGUUAUACAAACACCCUAGUAUUCGGAAUUCAGUUAGCCUGGUGGUGGUGAAGAUUCUGGUCAUCUAUGAGGAACAGAAGGGGCCAGAAGUGACCUCUAAUGCUGCUCUGACACUGCGAAACUUCUGCAGUUGGCAAAAGCAGCACAAUCCACCCAGUGACCGCGAUGCUGAGCACUAUGACACAGCCAUUCUUUUCACCAGACAGGACCUAUGUGGUGCCCAGACGUGUGACACUCUGGGGAUGGCUGAUGUUGGAACUAUGUGUGACCCCAGCAGAAGUUGCUCAGUCAUAGAAGAUGAUGGUUUACAAGCUGCCUUCACCACAGCCCAUGAAUUAGGCCACGUGUUUAACAUGCCGCAUGAUGAUGCAAAGCAGUGUGCCAGCAUUAAUGGCGUGAACCGAGAUUCCCACAUGAUGGCGUCAAUGCUCUCCAACCUGGACCGCAGCCAACCCUGGUCUCCCUGCAGCGCCUACAUGAUUACAUCAUUUCUGGAUAAUGGUCAUGGAGAAUGCUUGAUGGACAAGCCUCAGAACCCCAUACAGCUGCCGUCGGACCUCCCAGGCACCUUGUAUGAUGCCAACCGGCAGUGUCAGUUUACAUUUGGAGAGGACUCCAAGCACUGCCCCGACGCGGCCAGCACGUGCACAACGUUGUGGUGUACAGGCACCUCUGGCGGGCUGCUGGUGUGUCAAACCAAACACUUUCCUUGGGCAGAUGGGACCAGCUGUGGAGAAGGGCAGUGGUGUGUCAGUGGCAAGUGUGUGAACAAGACCGACGGGAAGCAUUUUGAUACUCCUGUUCAUGGAAGCUGGGGACCAUGGGGACCAUGGGGAGACUGCUCGAGGACCUGUGGUGGAGGAGUUCAGUAUACAAUGAGAGAAUGUGACAACCCCGUUCCAAAGAAUGGCGGGAAGUACUGUGAAGGCAAGCGAGUGCGCUACCGGUCCUGCAACAUUGAGGACUGUCCAGACAACAACGGAAAAACGUUCCGAGAGGAACAAUGUGAGGCACACAACGACUUUUCAAAAGCUUCCUUUGGGAGCGGGCCUGCUGUGGAGUGGACGCCCAAGUAUGCUGGCGUCUCCCCAAAGGACAGGUGCAAGCUCAUCUGCCAAGCCAAAGGGAUUGGCUACUUCUUCGUUUUGCAGCCCAAGGUUGUAGAUGGUACUCCAUGUAGCCCAGAUUCCACCUCUGUCUGUGUGCAAGGACAGUGCGUAAAAGCUGGUUGUGAUCGUAUCAUAGACUCCAAAAAGAAAUUUGAUAAAUGUGGCAUUUGUGGAGGAAAUGGAUCUACGUGUAAGAAAAUAUCAGGAUCUGUGACUAGUGCAAAACCAGGAUAUCAUGACAUUGUCACAAUUCCAGCUGGAGCCACAAACAUUGAAGUGAAACAGAGGAAUCAGAGGGGAUCCCGGAACAAUGGAAGCUUCCUUGCCAUCAAAGCUGCUGAUGGCACAUAUAUCCUUAAUGGUGACUUUACUCUGUCCACUUUAGAGCAAGACAUUACCUAUAAAGGUAGUGUCUUGAGGUACAGUGGCUCCUCGGCAGUGCUGGAAAGAAUUCUCAGCUUUAGUCCACUCAAAGAACCUUUAACUAUCCAGGUUCUUACUGUGGGCAAUGCCCUCCGGCCUAAAAUUAAGUAUACUUAUUUUGUGAAGAAAAAGAAGGAAUCUUUCAAUGCUAUCCCUACCUUCUCCGAAUGGGUCAUUGGAGAGUGGGGCGAAUGUUCCAAGUCAUGUGGAUCAGGGUGGCAGCGAAGAGUGGUGGAAUGCAUGGACAUCAAUAGAAAGCAGGCCACAGAGUGUGCCAAGGAAGUGAAGCCAGCCAGCACCAGGCCCUGCGCGGAAGUGCCCUGUCCACACUGGCAGCUGGGAGAGUGGUCCCCGUGCUCUAAGACUUGUGGGAAGGGUUACAAAAAGAGAACCUUAAAGUGUCUGUCCCAUGAUGGGGGCGUGUUGGCUCAUGAGAGUUGUGAUCCUUUAAAGAAACCUAAACAUUACAUAGACUUUUGCACACUGGCAGAAUGCAGUUAAGCAGAGUCAGUAAUGAGGGAAAAGCCAAGUGUGGAAGGGCUGAUGCACUGGAAUCAAGAAGGCUGGAGAGUCCCAAUGUACCUUGCAGGUCAAUGAGGAGUGUUAGUUAGAUGGGGGCUGGGAAGUAGACGGCAAAGACGUUAGAGAUCAUGUGCAUAUCCUGCCAUUUGCAAAUUUGAUAGACUAGUUAAUGAAGGCUAUUAAAAGAUGAAAAAAAGCCCAGAGUAUGAUAAUUAUGUCUUGUUACAUCUAUAACAAGUUUA